GUCCUUCAUUAAAUACGAUAUGUUUAUCGGUAACGCAAAAGCAAAAGGAGAUAACGUAUACAGAUUGUUCAAUAGCAAAAAGGACGAUGAUAGACUGUGGGUACGGCCAUUAGACGCCCAAACUGUUCAUAUCGAACCGCCAAUGCAAGACAUAUUCAAGGCUUUGGAAAUUGUCAAUCCGGUCGAUGUCAAAGUGGUUAUUUUAGGUCAGAAUCCGACUCCUCAAAACAGUAGAGCUACUGGCGUGGCAUUUAGAGUUGAUGAACCGCCCACCGUUCCAUCGGCAUUGAACGUAUUGAUGGAGGUCUGUGCUCAGAAAAUAGGCCAACCAAAGUAUCGAUCGAAUUUAAAGAGGCCAAGCUAUUUAUACGCUGGCAGCAUAAACAUAAUUUCGAGUCAAACACUCCGCUUUUAAGCUUGGCUAAAUCCAUAUGUUACAGUUCUUCUACAAAACGUAUUCUUUUUGGUAACUAUUUAGUGUCGAGAAUCAACAUCUUAAUAUAAUGUUCUUUGUGUCAAGGAUCAUUGUUGUUACGAGCUAAAAGAGCGUCUACGUAGAAGACUGCAUUGUCCUGAAUCCAAGCUGGUUUUAAAGAAAUUCAAAAUGUAAAAUUAUUAUUAAGCUAUCAUGUUGUAAAGCUUAUAAAAGUUUCUAUGCAAUGUUGGACGCCACAGCAUGAGCACACAUCUGGUGGCGUGUUGCGAGGAAAUUUUAUUGUACAUAAUGAAAACAAGAAAUAAAGAACAUAGAAACACGUGCUUCAAAGAGAUUUUUUUAGGGAAAGCUUUUCAUCCUCGUCUAUAACCAUACCGUUUGCUGCUAUCGGGUUCAGCUAC
Molecule: messenger RNA, 837 nt
Organism: Orbicella faveolata
Lineage: Eukaryota; Metazoa; Cnidaria; Anthozoa; Scleractinia; Merulinidae
Product: uracil-DNA glycosylase-like
Source: RefSeq, a predicted model, not a curated record